Protobothrops mucrosquamatus (brown spotted pit viper) is the source of this 3841-nucleotide messenger RNA. It is a transcript of the gene SLC4A7, whose product is annotated as solute carrier family 4 member 7. Gene Ontology annotation, molecular function: monoatomic anion transmembrane transporter activity; solute:inorganic anion antiporter activity; sodium:bicarbonate symporter activity. Bases 84 to 3455 code for a protein of 1123 amino acids. The record is from RefSeq and is a predicted model, not a curated record. Lineage: Eukaryota; Metazoa; Chordata; Lepidosauria; Squamata; Viperidae. Gene Ontology annotation, biological process: monoatomic anion transport; transmembrane transport; regulation of intracellular pH. Gene Ontology annotation, cellular component: basolateral plasma membrane; apical plasma membrane; plasma membrane. The transcript is spliced from 23 exons.
ACACACCAUCCCAGAGAGUGCAAUUUAUCCUUGGUAUAGAGGAUGAUGAUGAAGAACACAUUCCACAUGAUCUUUUUACUGAAAUGGAUGAACUUUGUUUUAGAGAAGGAGAAGAAUAUGAAUGGAAAGAAACUGCCAGAUGGCUAAAGUUUGAAGAAGAUGUUGAAGAUGGUGGUGAGCGAUGGAGCAAACCUUACGUGGCUACCCUGUCUCUUCAUAGUUUAUUUGAAUUGAGAAGUUGCAUUUUAAACGGAACGGUUAUGUUAGAUAUGAGAGCCAAUUCGCUGGAUGAAAUAGCAGACAUGGUAUUGGAUAACAUGAUAGCUUCUGGCCACCUUGAUGAAUCAAUGAGAGAAAAUGUCAGAGAAGCCCUUCUGAAAAGACAUCAUCAUCAGAAUGAAAAAAAGUUUAGUAAUCGGAUUCCCCUCGUCCGAUCCUUUGCAGAUAUAGGCAAGAAACAUUCUGACCCUCUCUUGCUUGAAAGAAAUGGGGAAGGCCUUUCAGCCUCCCGCCAUUCUUUACGAGCAGGUCUCUCUGCCUCAAAUAUUUCCCUGAGAGGAGAGAAUCGUUUGUCCCUUCUACUCAAUUACCUUCUUCCUGGAUCUCCAACAGCCUCAAGGAGCACAACCCCUUUACCUACCCCACAAAGCACUCCACCUUCCAGUCCUAGGUGUGAUUCCAAGGGAACCACAAAUUUCCAGCCAACUGAGCAUGAGGUGUCUCCUUCUAAUGAUGAUAUCCCUAAAGUAGUAAUUCAUCCACCUGAGGAAGAUUUAGAAGCUCAGGAAAGCAAGAAGAGGACAGAGGAAAAUAGUGACAUAACACCAGGGCUCUUAGCAUCACCACAAUCUGCACCUGGUAAUUUGGAUAUUGGAAAAAGUGGAGAAUUUAAAAUUAGUGGAACAGGAGGGAGUAGAGAAAACAGUACCGUUGACUUCAGCAAGGUGGAUAUGAACUUUAUGAGGAAGAUUCCAAUAGGUGCAGAGGCAUCAAAUGUGCUUGUUGGAGAAGUGGCUUUUUUGGAGAGACCGAUUAUUGCUUUUGUGAGGCUGUCUCCAGCUGUGCUUCUCACUGGUCUCACAGAGGUUCCUGUUCCUACACGUUUCCUUUUUCUGUUGCUGGGACCAGCAGGUAAAGCACCUCAGUAUCAUGAAAUUGGUCGAUCAAUAGCAACACUCAUGACUGAUGAUGUUUUCCAUGAUGUUGCUUAUAAAGCCAAAGACAGAAAUGAUCUACUAUCUGGAAUUGAUGAAUUUUUAGAUCAAGUGACUGUUCUUCCUCCAGGCGAGUGGGAUCCUUCAAUAAGAAUUGAACCACCCAAGAGCGUUCCUUCUCAGGAAAAGAGGAAGAUUCCUAAAUUUCCAAAUGGAGCUGCUUCUCCUGGAGAACCCCUUAACGAAGAAGGUCAUCAUGCUGGACCUGAAUUACAGAGAACUGGAAGGCUUUUUGGUGGUUUGAUACUUGACAUCAAAAGGAAAACAUCUUUUUUCUUGAGUGACUUCAAGGAUGCAUUAAGUCUGCAGUGUCUGGCCUCGAUUCUUUUCCUAUACUGUGCCUGUAUGUCUCCUGUAAUCACUUUUGGAGGGCUCCUUGGAGAAGCUACAGAAGGCAGAAUAAGUGCAAUAGAGUCUUUAUUUGGAGCAUCAUUAACUGGAGUUGCCUAUUCACUUUUUUCUGGGCAACCUUUGACAAUAUUGGGCAGCACUGGACCAGUACUAGUAUUUGAAAAGAUAUUGUUUAAAUUUUGCAAGGAUUAUGAACUUUCUUAUCUUUCUUUACGAACCAGUAUUGGUCUGUGGACAUCAUUUUUAUGCAUCUUGUUAGUAGCAACUGAUGCAAGCAGCCUUGUGUGUUACAUUACUCGAUUUACUGAAGAGGCUUUUGCUGCCCUGAUUUGCAUAAUAUUUAUAUACGAAGCACUGGAAAAGCUCUUUCAUUUGGGAGAAGUAUAUCCUUUCAAUAUGCACAAUGACCUUGAUAAGCUGACAUUGUAUUCAUGUGUAUGUGCUGAGCCUCCAAAUCCCAGUAAUGAAACUUUAGAGCUGUGGAGGAACUAUACUUCUCUGGAUAACAUACCAUGGACCAACUUCACAGUUAAGGAAUGCAACAAUCUUCAUGGCAUAUUUGUUGGAUCAGCUUGUGGACAUCAUGGUCCAUAUUUCCCAGAUGUUCUUUUUUGGUCUGUCAUAUUAUUCUUUACAACAUUUUUCCUCUCUUCUUUUCUCAAGCAGUUUAAGACCAAACGUUAUUUUCCCACUAAGGUACGUUCUACAAUAAGUGAUUUUGCUAUAUUUUUGACAAUAGUGAUUAUGGUUUGCAUCGAUUAUCUUGUUGGAGUUCCUUCUCCUAAACUAAAUGUGCCUGAAAAUUUUGAACCUACACAGAGUGGUCGUGGAUGGCUUAUCAAUCCUCUAGGGAAUAAUCCUUGGUGGACCCUAGUAGUAGCUGCAGUUCCUGCUUUACUCUGUACCAUCCUUAUUUUUAUGGAUCAACAAAUUACAGCUGUUAUCAUAAACAGAAAAGAGCAUAAACUCAAGAAAGGUUGUGGUUAUCAUCUUGAUCUGCUCAUGGUUGGCAUUAUGUUAGGUAUCUGCUCUAUUAUGGGUUUGCCUUGGUUUGUGGCUGCAACUGUCCUUUCAAUAAGCCAUGUCAACAGUUUAAAAGUGGAAUCUGAGUGCUCAGCUCCAGGAGAACAACCAAAGUUCCUGGGAAUCCGUGAACAAAGAGUGACAGGAUUAAUGAUUUUUGUUCUGAUGGGGCUAUCAGUAUUUAUGACCUCUAUAUUAAAGUUUAUUCCAAUGCCAGUUUUAUAUGGUGUUUUUCUUUAUAUGGGAGCAUCCUCAUUAAAAGGCAUUCAGUUUUUUGAUCGUAUUAAACUGUUCGGUAUGCCUGCCAAACAUCAACCUGAUUUGAUUUAUCUCCGUUAUGUGCCAUUGUGGAAAGUACAUGUAUUUACAGUAGUUCAGCUUACGUGUCUUAUUCUUUUGUGGGCAAUUAAAGCAUCAGCUGCUGCUGUUGUUUUUCCUAUGAUGGUUUUAGCUUUAGUUUUUGUUCGCAAACUUAUGGAUUUGUGUUUCACCAAACGGGAGCUCAGUUGGCUUGAUGACCUUAUGCCAGAAAGUAAGAAGAAAAAGGAAGAUGACAAAAAGAAAAAGGCAAAGGAAGAAGCUGAACGAAUGUUUCAGGCAGUGGACAGUGAAACUGUACACCUUCCAUAUGAAAGAAGUGAAGUAUUACAGAUUCCUGUGAAAGCUCUAAAAUACAGCAUUGACCCCUCUGUGGUAAACAUAACAGAUGAAAUGGCCAAAACUGCACAGUGGAAGGCUCUUUCCAUGAACACAGAGAAUGCCAAAGUAACAAGAUCUAACUUGAGCCCUGAAAAUGAGCCAUGUGUGAAAAUAGAAAUUGAAAAAACAUCUGAAAUAAAGUAUGUAGAUGCUGAAACCUCAUUAUAGAGGUAAAACAAUGAUAUUAUUUUAUAGGAUAUACUGAAAGAGGGUGACUUCACAGCUUCUUUUAAGUACUAGGUACUUACGUGAACAGCAGUGAGAUUUUCCAACAAGAAAUGUCUAUCACUGUGGAAAUAUUUAUUUUAGUGGAAUGUUUAUUUCAAUUUUUUAAAUAGGAAAAAUAAUUUCCUUUUUAGUUAUUAGUAAGUCAAAGAUCAUCUUCAAUUAUAAAUUAUUGGUUUGCAUAGUAUGUGACAUUUUUAUAUAAUUUUAAAUACAAAUGUCCUGUUAUCAGGCAUUUGCUAGUUGGAAUUUUGCAAAAGUUAUGCCAGUUUAUAAGAACAAAUCAUACAUAUGCAACUUAGUGAAUUGCUGUAUUUCAGCCUUUAUUU